GGGCAGGAGGCAGACUGGGCGGAGCUGCCCGGAGGCCCUGGCAGAGGCUCCCCUGAAGGGUGGCGCAGGGAUGGAUGAGCCACCGGGAAGUGCUCUGGGACUGGAGAGAGGGAGGAAGGAGGGAGGGAAAGGAAGUUUGCAGGAGGCCCACCCAGCUGCCAGAGCUCUCCCAGGCGUGCAGAGGCAUCAGGCCCCGGCUGUGAGGACAGUGUGCCUCGUCUGGGAGACCCCCAGGGAUUCAGCCCUGAGGAGAGGGGGAACUAUGCCAUUUUUGGGUCAGGACUGGAGAUCUCCUGGAUGGAGCUGGAUUAAAACAGAAGAUGGAUGGAAGAGAUGUGAAUCCUGGAGUCGGGAACUUGAGAGAGAGAAUAACCAGCGCAACCUGAGUCACAGCAUUAUCUUAAAUAGUGAUGAUGAAGAAAUAUUCAGUAACGAAGAGCAGGAAUACACAUCCAAAAAGAGGAAAAAGGAUCAUUUUAGAAACGAUACAAAUACUCAAUGUUUUUAUCGUGAGAAAUGGAUCUAUGUCCAUAAAGAAAGCACGAGAGAACUGUUCUGUGUCUGUUUCCAGAGGCACGGCUAUUGUACUUUGGGAGAGGCUUUUAAUCGCUUAGACUUCUCCAGUGCAAUUCAGGAUGUUCGGAGGUUCAAUUACGUGGUCAAGCUCCUGCAGCUCAUCGCGAAAUCCCAGCUGACCUCGCUGAGUGGCGUCGCCCAGAAGAAUUACUUCAACAUUUUGGACAAAAUCGUCCAGAAGGUGCUCGACGACCACCAGAACCCCCGCCUUAUCAAGGAUCUUCUCCAGGACCUGAGCUCCACCCUGUGCAUCCUUGUCCGCGGGGUCGGGAAGUCCGUGCUGGUGGGGAACAGCAACAUCUGGGUGUGCCGUCUGGAGACCGUUCUUGCCUGGCAGCAGCAGCUGCAGAACCUUCAGAUGACUAAGGUGAACGACGGCCUCACCCUCAGCGACCUCCCACUGCACAUGCUCAACAACAUCCUGUACAGAUUCUCCGAUGGCUGGGACAUCGUGACGCUGGGCCAGGUGACCCCGACCCUGUCUGCGCUCAGUGAGGACCGGCAGCUGUGGAAGCGGCUGUGUCAGUACCACUUCGCGGAGAAGCAGUUUUGUAGACACCUGAUCGUUUCGGAGAAGGGCCACGUGGAGUGGAAGCUCAUGUACUUCGUGCUGGAGAAGCACUACCCGACCCGCGAGCAGUACGGGGACACCCUGCACUUCUGCCGGCACUGCAGCAUCCUCUUCUGGAAGGACUGCCGCCUUGCUUUGUUGUUCAAGGACUCGGGGCACCCCUGCACGGCCGCCGACCCCGACAGCUGCUUCAUGCCUGUGUCUCCACAGCACUUCAUCGACCUGUUCCGGUUCUGAAGGUGCCGUCGCUGCGGGAGGGGCGUCAACACCGGGUGGCACCCACACCAGGCAGCAGCCAGUGGUGAGGAUAGGGACAUGAGGACGAGGACGACGUGGAGAACGCCCCCCGUGUGGCCAGGGCUGUGGGGCUGGUUUCAGUGACAAAGGGGGUCAGGGAACCCAAGCAAAAGCAUUUCUACUCUCUCCUCUGGAAAGUCCUUUUCAUCCAAGUCUACUAAAAUUGGCAACUUUGCAGAUUUGUAAGUACGGUUCAGUCAGAUUCUGGAUUUUUAGCAGCACACUGUGUGCUGAGCUGACACUAACAGCUAAUGCUGUUCUUCCUAACUGUCCAAUGAUGGUUUCCUGAUUUCGCAGUCAUGAGAGGCAGGGGACAGAGUAAGUGAGCCUUGUAGGUACCGGGUGCAGAGUAUUUAUUUUUCUUCGUGUGUGUUAACUGCACUGGCUGUGUCCAAGUGAACCCUCUGCGCAUUGAACCUUGGGAGACGUGUGGUGUCUCUGUGUUCGGUGGUCGGGCUGUGAGCUCUGCACAGGUUCGUGGCCGGCAGAGGCGGUGGGGGGUGCUCCUGGUGAACCAUGGGGCAGCAGCCGCCCACGGAGCAUGUGCCAUGGCAAGGAGGAGGAGGGACAGCCCUCGGCCUCGACUGCCCUGUACUGGAGCUCCUUUUACAGACAGAGUAAUAAAUCUUGUCUGUCUACCGAUGGA
This is a messenger RNA of Lynx canadensis (Canada lynx), 2090 nucleotides long. RefSeq names its product F-box protein 25 (gene FBXO25). Gene Ontology annotation, cellular component: SCF ubiquitin ligase complex; nucleus; cytoplasm. Gene Ontology annotation, molecular function: protein binding. The record is from RefSeq and is a predicted model, not a curated record. Bases 71 to 1384 code for a protein of 437 amino acids. Gene Ontology annotation, biological process: protein ubiquitination. NCBI's taxonomy places the organism in Eukaryota, Metazoa, Chordata, Mammalia, Carnivora, Felidae. The transcript has 11 exons.